AUGGCUGUAAGAGGUGAAGACAAGACUGGUAAAGAGAUGCCAGUGAGACAGCGGAAGGCUCACAAGAAGUCUCGUCUCGGAUGUAAGAACUGCAAACUAAGGAGUGUGAAGUGCGAUGAAUCAAAACCAUCAUGUAAACGUUGUACUUCAUCAGGCUUCGUCUGCUCAUUCACUGAGUUAUCCCCCUCGUCCUUUCAACUCGCCCACCAGAGCGCAGGGCCAGUCUUCUCAGUCGUCAAUAAGUCUCUCGGUCCUAUCAACCCUGGUUUCAGAGUCCCCGUCAUCCAGCCUGUAAAGGGCGGUGCCGGUGAGAUUAUACUAGACGAUGCUGCCCUGGCGGCCAUUGAGAGGUUUCGACUAAGGACAGUGUUCUCUGUUGGUACACAGAAGACGAGAAGUGUUUACAGCGAAGGCGCGUUUCUGCUAGGAUUGAAGCAUCCUUUUCUCAUGCAUGUCUUUAUUGCUCUGGCUCUUCUUCAUGAUCAGCAUCUAAACCCCUGCCAAACAUCUUCUCACCGUACAGCACUCGCCUUCCACUGGUAUCAAGCCACUGCCCUCUUCCACCGCCGUCUCAUGGCAGCAGGGUCGGCCCGUGAUGUGUCAAAACUCUCUGGCUCUGAACGCGACUCCCUCUGGGCUUCAGGAGCUCUUCUCGGCGCAGCUUCGAUGGCCCUUUUGGAUGCUGAAGACGUGUAUGGAGUAUGGCCGCUCAAGAAAUCCGACUCUCUUGAUCUUGACUGGUUGAGAAUGAGUGACGGGAAGAAAGCUGUAUGGAAAAUCGCUGACCCAACGAGGAAGGAUAGUAUUUUUCAUCAGUUGCUCAAAGAAUGGGAUGGCAUCCCUGAUGGUUCUAGGCCCAUCCCGCCCGGUGCCCUUCCGACUAUGUUCUACGAGGCCUUUGACAUUGGGCCGUCUUCUACAGCUCAGAACAACCCAUAUCAUGUGGCUGCGUCGCUGCUCGCACAGUUACUUCCCCGAAGGAUCGAUGAUAAUACAGUCAUCCAUUUUCUCACUUUUUUAACGCAGCUGGACCCGCGGUAUAGAAAGCUGCUGGAGGAGAAGGACCCCAAGGCUAUGGUUUUGCUGGCAUGGUGGUAUACCAAAGCAGCGGCGCACAGCUCAUGGUGGAUGCAGAGGAGAUCGGUGGUAGAGGGGCUGGCGGUCUGCAUCUAUCUGGAGAUGAAUUUUGGGAAUGAAGCAGCUAUUCAGGAGCUGGUGAAGUUUCCAAGGCGUGUAUUUCAUGCCUGUCGUGGUAAUGGAGGUUCAAUGCCCGUGCAGGACAGACAGCCUUUGAUAGCUGGUGUUCAGGCGUACUAG
Messenger RNA from Fusarium tjaetaba, 1317 nucleotides. Its product is annotated as sterol regulatory element binding protein. Lineage: Eukaryota; Fungi; Ascomycota; Sordariomycetes; Hypocreales; Nectriaceae. Gene Ontology annotation, biological process: regulation of transcription by RNA polymerase II. Gene Ontology annotation, molecular function: zinc ion binding; DNA-binding transcription activator activity, RNA polymerase II-specific. Bases 1 to 1317 code for a protein of 438 amino acids. The record is from RefSeq and is a predicted model, not a curated record. The transcript is spliced from 3 exons.